GAAGCAUCGCCUUUCUCUCCUUGUCAAAUAACCUUUCCAGCCCGCACCCCGCCGCCGCCCCAUCAAUCGCAAGAGAAAUCGCAAGCCCAAAACCCACCACUUACCAAUGGAGAACGGCGACGAAACCCUCGCCUCCGCCGCCGCCGCCGCCGCCGCCGCCGCCGCCGCCGAGAAGACGGCGCCCAACGGCGGCGUCGCGAAGGAGGAGGAGGCGGGGGCCGCCGGCACCCACGUCACCGCUAGGUCCUACGCCGCCGUCGCCGCCCACGCCGAGAUCGAGGACCUCCGCGCCGCCAAGCUCGACCUCGAGGGGAAGCUCGCCGAGGCCCGCAGGGAGAACGAGGCCAGCGCCGAGGAAGCACACCGCAUCGAGGGGAUCUUCAUGCAGGCCCGGGAGGAGGUCACCAUCGCCGAGUUCGCCGCCGCCUCUGCCGAGAAGGAGGCCGUCUCGCUCCGCGCCGAGGUCGAGCGCCUCCAUGCCGCCCUCAAGAUCGAGAAGGGUGAGCGCGAGGUGGACAAGCGCAGGCACGAGGAGCUCGCCAGGCAGCUGGAGGCCUUCCGCCAGGAGAAGCUCAAGCUCGAGGAGGAGAUCAAGACCCUGCAGGCGUCCUCCGCUGCCACCACAAUGAAGGAGAGGGAGGCUGCUCCGGCUGAGGCCCCGGAGGAAGUGGAGGGCGUGUGGCAGGCAAUGGCGGUGGCCGCGGCUGUUGGCGCCGCCAGCACGGCUGCCUUCGUUCUGAUCUUUCUCCGCCUCAAGAGGUAAUCUGGUGCUCUGUUGCGCAGGAAGCUUUCGUGGCGAUUCUGCUAGAACUGAACUGGGAGUAAUGUGACUAUGAAUAGUUGCUUAUUAGCCUACAAAAACAUAGGGAUCUGGAGGCUGGGUAUGUUUGACCGCUGUUUUUCCUCUAGUACCAUUCUACGUGCCUUUGGUGGUGUCAUAAAAUGUUGGUGCAACUGAGGAACAGUGUAAGGUUGGUUAUCUUCUCGUUACUGCUAUGUCACGGUCGCUUGACUCUGUUUUGAUCAAAAUGGUUUGUGCUCUGCUGAUGAGUGUGCUUAAUUUCAA
Molecule: messenger RNA, 1066 nt
Organism: Panicum virgatum (switchgrass)
Lineage: Eukaryota; Viridiplantae; Streptophyta; Magnoliopsida; Poales; Poaceae
Product: actin cytoskeleton-regulatory complex protein PAN1-like
Exons: 1
Coding region: 107-763 (218 amino acids)
Source: RefSeq, a predicted model, not a curated record